AUGAUUUCGCGGGCAAGGGAGCACCCUCUGAACCACGAAGCUCGCCGUGUCAAGUGUAUGGCGAAGGAAGGAGCGGGAGGCGGUAGCAGUGCCAGCAGCGACUUCUUCAGGGCUAGGUACAAGCGCCAGAACGUGGGCAAGGGGGGGGGAGCGCUAGCGCCGGGAUGGGCCGUUGCCCUCGAAGGGCCUCAAGGAGGCAGCGGGGGCGGAGCGGGGGCGAGGGAGGUGCUGACGCCCGCGGAGAACAGCCUGCUGAAGACGCUCGGGGAUGCCGUGGCGGGGGGCGGGGGAGCGGGCGCCAGGGGGGGGGUAGCCGGCGCGGCGGGGUUAGACCGCCUGAUGCGGGUCAUGAUUAACGCGCCCGAUCGAGAAGCCCGAGCGCUGUGCCUGGAGCUCCUGCUGCGCAGCAAGGGCGACGAGGAGGUGAUGAAGGCGUUCGUGGAGAGGAGGGGGCUCAUGUUCAUCAAGGGGUGGCUGGCGGAGGAGACGAAGUCCAUCAACAUGAUGAAGCUCCUGCUCACGGUAGCGAAGGUUCUGCCUGUCACCUACUCAAGCCUAAUGCAGUCCGACGCGGGGAAGGCAUUGAAAGCUCUCAACAAGCACGCCGACUCCGGCAUACGAAAGCAGGCGAAGGCAGUCAUCUCUCACUGGAGGACGGCGUUGGUGAGCGACAAGGGCGAGAUCGCCAAGCACCGGAAGCAGCUGGAUGAUCUGCACGAUAAGCUGAAAGCGAAGCAGGAUGCCGAGAAGAAGGCCAAGGCGGAGGCGGCGGACGCCGACAAGCGGCGGCGAGACCUGGCCCGGGUCACCGCUGUACCGACGGCGGCGACAGCGGGAGGCCAAGACGGAACCGCAGACGGAGGAGCCGCCGCCACCGAUGGCGAAGGAGCAAGCGCGGCGGCAGCAGGGGGGGUGGGGGGUGAGUCGGCGGGGGCAGAGGGAUCGGCGGCGGCAGCGGCGGCGGCACCGGCCGCAACGGGGGCAGCUGGCAUCGGCUCGGGACCGCCGCCGAUCGUGUCGUUGGACGAGAUGGCGCGGGCGGAGUCGGAAGAAAAGAAGCGGCUUCGGAAGGCCAAGCCCGCCGGGAAGAAGGUCGGGUGGGCGGACCGCGCGGGACGAACUCUCCAGGAAAGCGUUGAAGGGCGACGUUUGAUGUUGAUGAAUCACCCGGGGACCAGAAGAGCGCUUCAGGUGGUGAAGGAAUUCCACUCGGAGGACGCGGCCACCGCUGUCUCGGAGACGCCGCAGGAGUCCGACUCGGUUGCGGCGACCACGAUGGCAAGCCACCACGCCGGACACAGGCACUGGGCGGAGCGCGUGAAGCGCGAGCGGGAGAUGGAGCGCAAGUUCCACGGGAAGAGCGGCGGCCGCAGCAAGAGCAAGUCGGACCACGGCCGGGCUAACGCUGGGGACGAGGAGGAAGAGGAAGCGGCGGGGGUAGCGGAUGCGGAAGCAGCGACGGCGGCGGCGGCGGCAGUAGCGGUGGCCAGGAAGAAGAGGAAGCCGAUGGUCACCACCGUGCCGUGGAGAAGGCCGGGUCCGUACGAGAAAGGCGUGGUGCACGAGGACGUGCUGCAGCUGGAGGUGGAGUCGAGCGAGGCCGAGAGCCAGGGGGCGAGGACCAGGGCCGGGCUGGAGCAAGUGUACCUGUCGAGCGGGGACAUCCCGUCCACGCCGGCGGAGCCGGACGCCGCUUCGUUCCUUCCAGUCGACGAAGUUCAAAUGUACAAGAUCCCGUUCUACAUGGAGUCCGAGCUGGAGCAGAUGCAGGCGGAAGCGCCGAAGGAGCAGCAACAGCAGCAACCACCAGCCAACCAGCCUGGGCCGGUCAAGGUGACUCUGCAGCAAGUGAGGGCGCUCGACGACGCGCUGGCGAGCGUCGACCCCCACGCCGCGACGGCCCUGCGGAGCCGUUUUGCCUCGGAGCCCCGGCUGCUCUCGGCGCUGCUUGCCCCCGAGGGGCGGGUCAACAACGCGCUGCUCCGGUCGAUGUCGCAGC
Ectocarpus siliculosus is the source of this 1999-nucleotide messenger RNA. Lineage: Eukaryota; Phaeophyceae; Ectocarpales; Ectocarpaceae. The record is from the annotation of a GenBank genome assembly.